AUGCAUGCAAACAACUUGCAGAACCGGGUGCAGACACCGAUUGCUGAGUGUGGAGCCUUGCAGCCGUUGUGCAUAGUCACACAGCUUCGAGAGAGCAUUGCUGCUGAGUGCAGAGAUACAAAAAAUGUCCCAGAAAUGGCAAUACAUCAGGAAUUGAAGAGGAGGAAGGAUUUCAAUAAAUUUGCAAUUAACAAGAAAUUGUUGGAACUAUUCGUGGAAGGUUCCUUUGGAUUGGAAAUUCGCAAAUGUGACUAUUUUAUUCAAAAGGAGGGGACACAGAAAGCAGAAAACAACAGGCCAGUUAAGAUAACACCUGUCAAAGGAAAAACAUUAGAAGCUAUUAUUAAAGGAGUUAUAGCAGGACAUCAGGACAAGUUCAAAGUAAUCAGUGAACGUUGCUGCCCUAAAUCGCUGACCACCUCAUUCAUAACAACAAAUUUAGACGCAGAGAGCAAGGAAAGAAUAGGAAUGUUGCAAGAUUCAAAACAAACAGAUAACUCAGCUGUCUCCCAGGAUUCCACUGCUGAUCGACUGCUCGAUCUUUCAAAUAAGGUUUUGCCACAGAGGUUUGAAAACUCUCCAGACGUCAGAAGGCUUAAAACAAACACAUUAUCUUCACAAAUGUGUCACGCACAGGAGGUGAUUGCACUUAAAUGUCCAGCAUCUAUACUGAGGAGGAAAUCCAAAAUGACACGAAAUGCAGAUGGUUAUGUUUCUCACAGAGCAAGAACUGAAAGAAGAGUUCGAUUUCAAGAAUUGGAUGAAAUAAUUUUUGACACUAACAGCUGUAAUUCCCAUUUGCCGGCAUUGCUUCGUAAAUUAUUGAUCGUCAUUUUGCUGAGUCUGGUGAUGAUCAUGUUGCUGUAUUGUAGCGAGACUGCAACAGUCAUCUAUGAACAACUUCAGUCAAAACUCAACAGCGUUUUCCUGGAAAUGAAGAAUCUAACUUUCAGCUGGUUGACUUGGAGUGGGAAAAAUUAA
This is a messenger RNA of Hemiscyllium ocellatum (epaulette shark), 981 nucleotides long. RefSeq lists its product as uncharacterized. The transcript is spliced from 7 exons. Bases 1 to 981 code for a protein of 326 amino acids. NCBI's taxonomy places the organism in Eukaryota, Metazoa, Chordata, Chondrichthyes, Orectolobiformes, Hemiscylliidae. The record is from RefSeq and is a predicted model, not a curated record.